This is a messenger RNA of Prunus armeniaca (apricot), 3201 nucleotides long. The record is from the annotation of a GenBank genome assembly. NCBI's taxonomy places the organism in Eukaryota, Viridiplantae, Streptophyta, Magnoliopsida, Rosales, Rosaceae.
AUGAGAAUUCCUCUGUUUUCAUGGCUUUUCUUAAUCCUUAUUUACUAUGUUUCACUCAGCGUCCAUGUAUUUGUGGUCUCUAGCCAAUGUCCCAGCGAUCAGAAAUCUUUGUUGCUUCAGUUGAAGAACAGCCUCAAAUUUGACUCUACAUCAUCUGAAAAACUUGUGAAAUGGAACAAUGGCUCAGAUUACUGCUAUUGGAAAGGUGUGUCCUGUAAAGAUGGCUGUGUUUCUCAUCUCGACUUAAGCGGCGAGUCAAUUUCAGGUGGACUUGAUAAUUCGAGUGCUCUUUUUGGUCUGCAGUACAUUGAGAACCUGAAUUUGGCUUACAAUAACUUCAAGUAUACUCAGAUUCCAUCCAGGUUCGACAAGCUGACCGGUUUGAGUUAUCUGAACCUGUCAAAUGCUGGCUUUGCGGGGCAGAUUCCAAUUGAGAUUUCACACCUGACGAGGUUAGUAACUCUUGAUUUAUCUACCUUUUUUUCCGGAACUCCUUCACUGCAACUUGAGAAUCCAAAUUUGAAUAUACUCCUUGGCAACCUUUCUGAGCUUGUUGAACUUCAUCUUGAUGGUGUGAAUAUAUCAGCACAUGGGGCUCAGUGGUGCCAAGCUAUAUCAUCUUCACUGCCAAAAUUGAGGGUGUUGAGCUUGUCCACUUCUAAUAUUUCAGGCCCUUUUGAUAGUUCAUUACUGAAACUUCACUCACUCUCAGUUAUUCGUAUAGAGAACAACAAUUUGUCUACUCAAGUUCCAGAAUUCUUCUCAAAUUUCACAAAUUUGACUUCCUUGCUCCUCAGCAAUUCUGGGUUACAUGGUACAUUUCCAGAGAAGAUCUUCCAAGUACCUACACUGCAGACUAUUGACCUAUCAGGUAAUUCACACCUUCAAGGUUCCUCACCAGAAUUUCUGAAGAAUGCAUCUCUUCAAUCCCUGGUUCUCAAUGGGGCAAAUUUUUCAGGCCAGUUGCUACCGAACUCUAUUGAGAACCUCAAAAGGCUGUCCAAAAUAGAUAUUUCAACAUGCAAUUUCACUGGACCAAUCCCAAGGUCAAUGGGAGACCUUACGCAAUUGGUUUAUUUGGACUUGUCAUGGAACAAAUUUAAUGGUUCAGUUCCAUUCUUCAGUAUGGCCAAGAAUCUGACCUUAAUAAAUCUUUCUAACAAUCAGCUAACAGGUCAGAUUAAUUCCUCUCAUUGGGAAAACCUCACUAAUCUGGUGAAUCUCAACAUGAGAUACAAUCUACUUGAUGGAACCAUUCCACCAUCUCUGUUUUCUCUUCCCGUGCUGCAGAAACUAGAGCUUUCUGACAAUCGAUUUUCUGGUGAGUUGCUUGAAUUUGCUACUUUCUCUGUACUGGACACCCUUGAUUUGAGUAACAACAAUUUGGAAGGGCCUAUACCCAUGUCUAUCUUUAAUCUCCGAGAGCUUAAGGUUCUUUCACUUCCUUCAAACAAUUUCAGUGGCUCCUUUCCACUUAAUAGUCUUCAGCAACUGAAAAAUCUUUCAACUCUUGAUCUUUCCUACAAUAGAUUGUCAAUUGAUUACAAUGAUACCAAUUCCUCUGCCACUUCCUUUCCUCAAAUUACCACAUUGAAAUUGGCAUCUGUCAAUUUGAGAAGAUUCCCAGAUUUCUUAAGAAACCAAUCCCGCUUAAGCAAUUUGGACCUUUCACAAAACCAGAUUCAUGGAGAGAUACCCAACUGGAUUUGGAGGCUCAGUUAUCUUUUUCAACUAAAUCUUUCUUGCAACUCUCUGGAAACUCUAGAAGGUCCUCUCCUCAAUGUUACUUCAUGGUUGUCUGUCCUUGACCUUCAUUCCAACCAGCUUAAGGGACAAAUCCCACUUUUUUCACAAUUUUCCAUUUAUCUAGAUUAUUCAAGAAAUAACUUCAACUCUAGCAUACGGACUGACAUUGGUGAUUUCCUUUCUUAUACCAUAUUCUUCUCUCUUUCAAGCAAUAAAUUUCACGGAAUCAUUCCAGAAUCAAUAUGCAAUGGGCGGCUUGAGGUUCUUGAUCUGUCCAAUAAUUCUCUCAGUGGCAUGAUUCCAUGGUGCUUGACUGCAAUGAGCGAUACUCUUGGAGUACUUAAUUUACAGAGGAACAAAUUUUCUGGCGUCAUUCCUGAUAAAUUUCCUGUGAAUUGCAGUUUAAAAACCCUAGAGCUCAAUGAAAAUCAAAUAGAAGGUCAGUUGCCGAAAUCUCUAGCCAACUGCGCUAUAUUAGAGGUUCUAAACCUUGAAAACAAUAAGAUAACAGAUACCUAUCCUUGCAUGUUGAAGAGCAUAUCCACCUUGCGUGUCCUUGUUUUGCGAUGGAACAAAUUUUAUGAGCACAUUGGAUGUCCCACUACCAAUGAGACAUGGCCAAUGCUUCAAAUUGUUGACAUAGCUCACAACAAUUUUAGUGGUGAAAUACCAGGAAGAUACUUGAGAACCUGGCGAGCAAUGAUGGCUCACAAAGAUGAUGCUACGUCAAAGCUCAAUCAUUUUCAAUUUCAAGUCCUAAUAUUGACCAAGAUAUAUUUCCAGGAUGCUUUAACUGUUACCCAAAAAGGUCAAAAGAUGGAGUUGGUAAGGAUUCUAACUGUCUUCACCUCAAUUGACUUGUCGUGCAACAAGUUCAAUGGAUCAAUACCUGAAGAAUUGGGAGAACUCAAAUCACUCCAUGGCCUCAACUUGUCCUUUAAUGCUCUCACAGGCACAAUCCCAUCAUCAUUAGGUAACCUGCGACAACUUGAGUCGUUAGACCUUUCAAAGAACAGCCUGAGCGGGCCAAUUCCACCAGAGUUUGGGGGUCUGACUUUCCUUUCGUUCCUGGAUCUCUCAAACAAUCGACUGGUCGGGCAGAUCCCAGUCAGUACUCAGAUUUCAACAUUUCCAGCAGCAUCCUUUGCAGGUAACAAAGGACUAUGGGGGCCUCCUUUGACGGUGGAUAACAAAGCAGGAUUGUCACCACCACCAGAAAAUGGAAGGCUUCCAAAUUCUGGACAUCAUGAGAUUAAUUGGGGUGUCAUCAUUGUCGAAAUUGGUUUUACAGUUGGCUUUGGAUUUGCCAUUGGAUCACUUGUGCUGUGCAAGAGAUGGAGUGAAUGGUAUUACAAAACUAUGUAUACCAUCAUUCUCCAGAUAUUCCCUCAGCUGGAGGAAAGAAUUGGUAUUCAUCGAAGACAUGUUCACAUAAAUCAAUGGUGGAGACGUUGA